GCUCCCUUCCCUCUCUUUCUGUAUAGUAACUAGUUUGUUGCUAUUAUGCUAACAGUAUUUCCCAAGAUCUCACAGUCACAGCUAUAUGGGUCUCGGCCAGCCUGUAGGUGAAAACUACGCCAAUCCAAACACUUGCUUCUUUCAUGUUCUCUUCAAGGCUGCAGCUUUGGCAUUUUACGUUCUCUCCGCCCUCUUUAUUGAUAACUUUGUCAUCAUUUUUGUGGUGACUGUCCUUCUUGCUGCUCUUGACUUUUGGGUAGUCAAGAAUGUGAGUGGGAGAAUUUUAGUUGGUUUGAGGUGGUGGAAUGAAAUAAAUGAUCUGGAUGAGAGUGUUUGGAAAUUUGAAUGUCUUGAUCAAGAGUCAUUGGCCCGGUUGAACAAGAAAGAUUCAUGGCUUUUCUGGUGGACGCUCUACCUUACAGCAAUUGCAUGGAUUCUGCUGACAAUAUUCUCGCUCAUAAGGCUUCAAGCUGAUUACCUCCUUGUUGUAGGAAUUUGUUUGACCCUCAGUAUUGCAAAUAUUGUUGGUUUUACCAAAUGCCAAAAAGAUGCUAAGAAGCAGAUUCAACAAUUUGCCACUUGGACAAUUGCCUCGCGGUUCUCUUCUACCUUACAGUCAGCAUUCAGUGUUGUCUGAGUUGUUCACUAUCAAACAUGUAAAUGAAA
Molecule: messenger RNA, 666 nt
Organism: Gastrolobium bilobum
Lineage: Eukaryota; Viridiplantae; Streptophyta; Magnoliopsida; Fabales; Fabaceae
Product: Golgi apparatus membrane protein-like protein ECHIDNA
Exons: 6
Coding region: 86-637 (183 amino acids)
Biological process (GO): protein secretion; vesicle-mediated transport
Cellular component (GO): Golgi membrane
Source: RefSeq, a predicted model, not a curated record